UGCACGCCGCUGUAAACACGUGUGGUCCCCUAGUGUUUACUUUUACUUGCCAACAUGACAGCGGAGCUGAGAGUACUAGAACUGUACAGCGGUAUAGGUGGAAUGCAUUAUGCAUUAAAAGAGAGUGGCGUAGCUGCCAAGGUAGUUGCAGCCAUUGAUGUCAACACCACGGCCAAUGAGAUAUACAGACACAACUUCCCAGACACGCCUCUCUGGCCCAAGACAAUUGAGGGGAUAUCACUAGAGGAGUUUAACAAACUGUCCUUUGACAUGAUUUUGAUGAGCCCACCAUGCCAGCCUUUCACGAGAAUCGGGCUGCAGGGCGAUACGUCAGACCCCAGGACCAAGAGCUUUCUCUACAUUCUUGAUCUACUGCCAAGGCUGGCCGUGCUGCCCCGCUUCAUUCUGCUGGAGAACGUGAAGGGCUUCGAAACCUCCUCGGCCAGGGAUUCACUGCUAAAUACGCUGAGGGAUUGCGGAUACACGUUUCAAGAAAUCCUGGUGUCGCCUACCAGUCUUGGUAUCCCAAACUCAAGGCUUCGCUAUUUCCUCAUUGCCAAGGCACCUCCCGGAAGCUUCUCAUUUGAGACCAGCUCAGAGAUUGUAGAAGGAUUCCCUCAGCCCCCUUCGUCCAAGUCCUCCUCACACCCCAUACCGGCCCCGGCCACUUCCUGUCGGAGCACCGGCCUCAAAGAGCAGCAGGAAGUGGUACCCCCCGACCCGGACCGUGUGGUCCUGUACAAGCUGGAGACGGCCCGGGACGCGGACAGGAAGUCCAACCAGAACGCAGACCUGUCGGUCCGGCAGAUCCAGGAGUUCUUAAAGCCGCGGUCAGACCUCGGCGGAGAGGAAGAGGAAGAGGAAGUGAGUCAGUACCUCCUUCCUGCCAAGACUUUGCUGCGCUACGCUCUCCUCAUGGACAUAGUCACGCCCGCCUGCAGGAGAUCCGUCUGCUUCACCAAGGGCUACGGCCACUAUGUAGAGGGAACGGGAUCCGUUCUGAUGCCCGGCGUGGAGGCAGAGAUGCACUCUGUGUUUAAAGGCCUUGAGGAGUUGCCCGCAGCGCAGGACGAGGAGAAACUACGGCGGCUGCGCACGCUGAGGCUUCGCUACUUCACGCCGAGAGAGAUCGCCACCCUGAUGGGCUUCCCCUCCAAUCUGGCCUUCCCAGAGCGCAUCUCCACCAAGCAGCGCUACCGUGUGCUCGGCAACAGUCUCAAUGUACGGGUGGUGGCCAAACUCAUACAGAUCAUGGCGUCCUAGCACACAACGGAAGAACACAAAGACCAAUAAAGACUUUUGCAUUUGAGCUCUACCGUCUCCCAACGAUGACCCUGCAUUGGAACAUGAUGGAGUGGGGGGAGGGGAAGGGUUUAUAUUUAUGUGUGACGUGCAGGAUGAGAUGACAAUAACCUAGGCCUUUUGAUGAUUCCUGCUUCAAACGCACAAUCAUGGACCGCGUGGAAGGUUCAAACGGUUCUUCAAAGUGAAGAAAGCCCUAUGUCUUUGUUUUAUAUGUAUUUUGUAUGUUACUUUAUGAUCUUUAAAACAAACAAAUAAAAAGAUGUCUCCAAAAUCCGCA
Gadus morhua (Atlantic cod) is the source of this 1582-nucleotide messenger RNA. RefSeq names its product tRNA aspartic acid methyltransferase 1 (gene trdmt1). The record is from RefSeq and is a predicted model, not a curated record. NCBI's taxonomy places the organism in Eukaryota, Metazoa, Chordata, Actinopteri, Gadiformes, Gadidae. The transcript has 11 exons. Gene Ontology annotation, molecular function: methyltransferase activity. Gene Ontology annotation, cellular component: nucleus. Bases 55 to 1263 code for a protein of 402 amino acids.